Molecule: messenger RNA, 1174 nt
Organism: Saccostrea cuccullata (small rock oyster)
Lineage: Eukaryota; Metazoa; Mollusca; Bivalvia; Ostreida; Ostreidae
Product: growth hormone secretagogue receptor type 1-like
Exons: 1
Coding region: 1-1137 (378 amino acids)
Biological process (GO): G protein-coupled receptor signaling pathway
Cellular component (GO): membrane
Molecular function (GO): G protein-coupled receptor activity
Source: RefSeq, a predicted model, not a curated record
AUGCAUUCAAAAGAUUAUGAAGAUAUUUUUAUGAAAUAUGAUUCUUUCCAAAUAACAAAGUUUAUUACCGUGUACAUAUCACCUGUGAUUCUCAUUGUUGGUACUACCGGAAAUAUCAUUGCUUUCUUUAUUUUGCGAAGAAACAUGUUUCGGAUAUCUACCUAUUUCUACUUAGCUGUUCUUGCCAUUGCGGAUUUAAUCGUAUUACAAUUUGGACUUCUCCGAGAAUGGAUCGGACACGUUUCGGAUUACGAUAUCCAAAACAUCAGCAACUUAUGCUGUAAGAUAUUUGUUUCUUUGAACUAUUUGGGAAGUGAUUUUUCGGUUUGGUUAAUCGUUGCAGUAACGACGGAACGCUUCAUCGCUGUUUGUUUCCCUCUACGAGCAAAUGUUUUGUGUAGUGUUAACAAAGCUCGUAGUGUAACAAUCUCCCUACUGGGUCUUUCUUUCUGCUUAAACGCACACUUUUUGUGGACGGUUGAACUUACUGAAGUCCGUUUGAAUUCAAGUAAAGUGGAAAAAUGUACACCUGGAAAUAAAUUUGACUUUUUUCUCACUGAGGUUUGGCCUUUAGUAGACGCAUUCACAUAUUCGUUCAUUCCUACAUUCAUAUGUUCAGUUUUGAAUAUUUUAAUAAUUCGAAGGGUGUUCAUUGCUAGGAAAUAUAGAGGUCGCUACCAAAAAUGUAGUUCGGGAAGAAAUAAUUCAAACAACAAAUCGUUACCCUCGGAAAGGACGAUAAAACUCACCAAAAUGCUUUUAGCAGUUUCUUUAACCUUUGUGUUAACGACACUGCCUAACAGUAUUUGCAUUGUUGUUCAAAAUUACUGGGAACUGGAUUAUAGCAAGGAUGUCCUUCGUCAGAUUUCAAAUCUUGUUUUAACUAGAACUAUCACCGGACAUCUCAUGUACAUUAACCAUUCUGUUAACUUUUUCCUGUACUGUGCCACAGGAAAAAAAUUCAGAAAGAACAUGGAGCGAGUUCUUUGUAAAUUACGCCAAACAUCGAAUCGUUCUUUGUCGGAUAGUAACAUCCCACAUCUAAUGAGCAGAGUAAGCUAUACAACAGGUAGACUCAGUGUCAAUCUGGUCGUAUUUGAUACCAAACUUUUACACAGAAGAACAACGAGACUAUGAUGAAGAAAAUUAAUCAAUUUCUUUUAGAUAACAUACU